Lymnaea stagnalis (great pond snail) is the source of this 591-nucleotide messenger RNA. The record is from the annotation of a GenBank genome assembly. Lineage: Eukaryota; Metazoa; Mollusca; Gastropoda; Lymnaeidae.
ACAGACUUAGAUGAAUGUGCUGGAGAUUUCAGCAAUGAAUGUGAUGGAAACUGUAGCAAUACACAAGGGAGUUACACCUGUGUUUGUGGGUCAGGCUAUAAACUGUCUUCAGAUGGUCAUACUUGUCAAGGUAAAUUGUUUUUAGUCUAUAAACUUGCAAUAGAUAAUUAAGGUAAGUCUGCUUUAAAUUUAACUAGGCUUUUGGGAAGCUAAGGUUUGAAAAUUUUAAGAUUUACUGUCAUCUUAACAUGUUAGGUAAGACUGUUAUAAGUCUAACUUAGCCUUAUAUUAUGCAAGGUAAGAUUAUUAUAAGUUAAGCUAAGUUAAAUAUUUAAAUACAUAUUUUCAAGCUUGUUAUAUAAAGUUAUAUAUUUUGACAUAUUUAAAAAAAUAAUCUUUGGUUCUUAUUUAUUUUCAUAAAUUCCAUUAAAAAACAAAUUCCAUUUUUAGUAAAUUUAGUUUUUCUAAAGUCAAUGAUGAAUCAAUUUUCUAUUUGCAAUUAACUUACUAGACAUUGACGAGUGCCAGCAAGCCACCAGUGGUUGCCAACAAAAAUGCAAUAAUGAAGUUGGAAGUUUUUCAUGCUCGUGU